GAGGGAGCUACAGCUGGACUGGGGGGCGCGUCUGGGCAGGAGGUGGGCACAGACAAGUAUUGGUGACACUUCUGAGAAUUGGCCACAAGUGAAUGAGGCACACACUUGUGGGCGAAAAGUACAUAUUGGAUGUGAGAAGGACAUCUGGAUAUGGGAGCCUCUCGGAGGUAGGGGCUACAGCUGGAUGUGACGACCCAUGGGGUCACAUCUGGGGCAACAGCUUUAUAUCGGAGACACAUCCAGGGAGGAGGGAGCCACAGGCGCCCCAGGAUGGAGUCCCCACCCAGCACGGCGGGGCAGGAGGAGCAGGAGCUGCGGGAGCGUGCCUUCUUCUCAUGGGCCGAGUUCAGCCGCUUCUUCGACGCGUGGUGCCAGCAGCGGCUGGCGCUCUUCUUCGUCAAGAGCUCCAUGCACCUGGCGCGCUGCCGCUGGGCCAGCGCGCCCCCGCUCUACACGCUCAUCGACGUGCUCAAGUACAGCUACGUGCGGCUCGUGUGCAAGGACGUGCGCGCGCCCAGCCGGCCCACCGUGGGGCCCCCCCAGCCCGGCUGCCCGGCCUUCAUCAUCGUCAAGCUGAGCCCGCUGCGGGACCGCCUCGUGGUGACGGAGUGCCAGCUGACCCACUCGCACCCGGCCUGCCCGCUCGAGUUCGCCUACUACUUCCGCCCGGGCCACCUGCUGGCCAACGCCUGCCUGCCGGUGCGCACCACCAACAAGAUCUCCAAGCAGUUCGUGGCGCCGGCCGACGUGCACCGCCUGCUCUCCUACUGCAAGGGCCGCGACCACGGCGUCCUGGACGCCCUGCACGUGCUCGAGGGGCUCUUCCGCACCGACCCCGAGGCCAAGGUGAAGCUGGUGUUCGUGGAGGACCAGGCGGUGGUGGAGACGGUGUUCUUCCUGACGUCGCGCACGCGGGCGCUGCUGCGGCGCUUCCCGCGCAUGCUCCUGGUGGACCGGCUGCCGGGGCUGCAGGGCGCGCUGGACCUGCUGGCCGUGCUGUGCGUGGACGGCGCGGGCCGCGCGCGCCAGGCCGCCUGCUGCGUGGCGCGCCCGGGCACGCCGAGCCUGCUGCGCUUCGCGCUGGCCUCGCUGCUGCAGAGCGCGCCCGACGUCAAGGGCCGCGUGCGCUGCCUGACGGCCGGGCCCGAGGUGGCGGCGCAGCUGCCCGCCGUGCGCCAGCUGCUGCCGGGCGCGCGCGUGCAGAUCUGCCGCGCGCAGGGCCUCGAGACGCUCUUCAGCAAGGCGCAGGAGCUGGGCGGCGCCGGCCGCGAGGACCCGGGCCUGUGGCCGCGCCUGUGCCGCCUGGCCGGCGCGGCGUCGCCCGCCGCCUACGCCGAGGCGCUGGCCGAGCUGCGCGCGCACGGCCCGGCCGCCUUCGUGGACUACUUCGAGCGCAGCUGGGCCCCGCGCCGCGACAUGUGGGUGCGCUUCCGAGCCUUCGAGGCGGCCCGGGACCUGGACGCGUGCGCCCUGGUGCGCGGCCACCGCCGGCGCCUGCUGCGCCGCCUGAGCCCCUCGCGCAGCGUGGCGCAGUGCCUCCGCGACCUGGUGGCCAUGCAGUGGGCCGACGCGGCCGGGGAGGCGGCGCCCGAAGGCCCGGACGCUGGGGGGCCGUGGCCGGAGGGCGAGCCGGGGAGGGGAGCCCCCGUGGAGGAGAGGGUGAAGGGCCUGGAGAGCGGGGACUGGGGAGGGGCCCCGAAAGAAGGCAGUAUUUGGAGAGGCGCCCCGUUGGAGAAGGAGUGGCCCCGAGGUUUGGAGGCCAGAGACCGGCGAGGGGCUCAGUUAGAAAGUGAGAUGGGGAGAGGCUUGCAGAUCCAAGACUGGAGAGAGGUCCAGUUGGAGAACCAGAAAGCGAGAGGGCUAGAAGAGAGCGUUUGGAGAGGGUCCCAGCUGGAGAACGAGCCGUGGAGAGGACCAGAGAUCAGAGACUGGAGGGGGGCCCUGUUGGAGGGUGAGAAAGAUAAGGGACCGGAAGGUUAUGUCCGGAGAGGCGCCCGGCUGGAGGACCACGGGCUGAGAGGAUUGGAAGGGUAUACCUGGAGGACGGCCCAGCUGGAGGAUCGAAGGAUCAGGGUGCUGGAGACCACAGACCGGAAGGGGGCCCCGUUGGAUUGUGAGAGGGCCAGGAGUGUUGAAGGGAGCCCCUGGAGGGGGGCCCAGCUGCAUGAUGAGAGGGCACGUGGGCUGAAACCCAGAGAGUGGAAGGGGCCUCAGGUGGAAGCUGAGAAGGGAAGGGGGUUGGAGGUCAGGAACUGGAGGGGGCGCCAUUUGGAGAAGCCCAGGGAGUUGGUCCCUGAGAAUGGAGACCAAAGGGGACCCCAGUGGGGAGAUGAGAGGCAGAGAGGGCCAGAGAUUGGAGAAGAGAGAGGAGUGAGUUUGGGGGUCAAAAGAAGAAGGGACCUGGAGGAUGUAGUUCUGGUCCAGCUGGGGGACACAAGGAUGACAGGCCUGGAGAAUGGAGAGGGAGCCCCAUCUGUAGGCCCCAAGAGCAGAGGAGGACAAGGGAUGGAGUGUGGGGGCACAGGAGGGAGGUGUCUAGGGCUGGGGAACGGGGUCAUGUGUGGCACCCCGGUGGCGACGGUGUUUGAGGGUGAUCUAGAAUGGGCAGGGACAAGGAGAGUCUACCUGGCCACUGGGGAGAGCCUGCAGGAAGGGGGUGAAGAAGAAGGUCCAAGGGAACCGAAGAGGCCUUGCUGCCCCUCGGCAGAGGAAGAGGUGGACUGGGAGCCCCUGGCCAAGUUCCGGGCAGCCUGCGGGCCAGAGCUGGCAGACUUGGUGGCCGAAGAGCUGGCCUUUGCCAGGCAGCACGGUACCCGGGGUUUCCACUGGACUGGAGCUGGGUUUGCUCUUAAGGAUGGCACCUCGGACUUCUUCCUGGACAGGGCUCUGACCCGCUGCAGCUGCUCCAUCCACGCCGCCCGGCGUCUGCCCUGCCGACACCUCUUUGCAGCACGCCUCCUCACCGGGGCAGCCUUAUUCCACAUGGACCUGCUCAGGGAUUGCUGGGGGAGAGCCCCAGAGCCCUGACCCUUCAGGUCCCUGCCUGCCACCCUCCGCUGCGAGGUUGGGAGGGCAUUCUUCGAUCCCAAAGAUAAUAGGGCUGAGGCCAAGGAGGCCACCCCAGUCCCUCUGGCUACCUCCUGUGUCAUCCAGGGACCUCACCUUGGCCGUUUACCUCUCUGGGUGUGAGGGGGGCGGCUGACAAUGGUCUCCGAGGUCCUGGAGCCACAGUGUGGAAGAUGGUGGUGGCCAGGAUGGCUUCUGAGGGCUUCCCUCAGGAGAGGAAAUGUGUGAUGAGACGGGGGCAGAAGGAAGGAGGCUACAAAGCUGGGGGAGGGGAAGACACCAGGACAUGGGGAGAGCCCAGGCAGGAACAGAUGGUCACUCCAGAGAGUGCAGGGGUGAAGGAGAAAAGCAAGGGGGACUGUAGGAGGACAAGUGGGGGGUGGGGGGAGGAGAGAAACUAGCAGGGAGAUAAGCAGAGGAGAGAGGACAAGAGGAGAGGCAGAAAUGGGGAAAAGCAGAGGGAGGCAGGGGAGAAGGAGGCCAGGGUGGAGGACAGAGGAAAAAAAAAAACACACACACACACGGAAAGGAAAGGUAUGGGAGAUGGGGAGAGAAGGAACAAGAGGGGAGUGAUUUGAGAGUCUCGAAAGCCCAGAGGCUUGGAUCCCCUUGACCUUCUGGUUGGUCAUUCCCAGAAGAGACUGAAUGAGAGGGGGGGUCUGGGGGGAUGGGCUGGAGGCUCUCCAGUGGAAGAGGGGAACAGUCUGGACUAUUGUGCUUCAGGACUGGAAUAAAACAGUAUUAUUUUGGUUUCUGCACUGAGUUCCUGGCUUUUCGGGGAGAGAGGGGAGGCCUAGACUUGGAGAGAACCUGAGGCGCUCCAACAUUUCUUCUUCCAUUCUAUCAAUAAGACCUCCUGGGGCCAGAUGGAGUGGAGGGGCCAAAAGAAUCCAUCUCCCCCCAACAGCCCUCUUCCUCCCUCAUCUGGACCAGUAUCCCAGCGUGGCAAAUGAGUAGUCUGGGCCAAUCUCAGCCACUGUACCAGUGAAUGGUUUAAGAACGGGCGUGUGACCCAAUCCUGGCCAAUGGGCCUGCUCAGGGUGGGGGGCUUCUAAACAUGCUCUCAAUCCUAAGAAGCCCCAGAAUGGGAUGGUCAGGCCCAGACCUGCUUGCGAGCAUCUUGAUAGAGCGUGAGAAUGAAGCCAGUGCUGAGGGUGGCAGAGCUAAGAGAUGCCCUCUAUGAUCACCCCGAACACCCUGGGAGGUGGGCAUGGCACCCGUUUCCUAGCUAUGGAAAUUAAGUCGGAGAGAUUCAGUGACUUGCCAAAGGACACACAACAGGGGGUCCUCCCCAACUCAAACCUCCACCCCUGCACUUUUCCUCCCUCCCUCCCUCCCUCCCUCUCUCAAGACAGAUUGAGAGCGCGCAUGGCAGGGGGCUGCACAGGGAGAGGGAGAGGGAGAAUCUUAAGCAGGCUCCACACCCAGCAUGGAGCCCUACACAGGACUUGAUCUCACGACCCUGAGAUCAUACCCUGAGCUGAAAUCAAGAGUUGGGCACUUAACCGACUGAGCCACCCAGGCGCCCCAUAUAUGUCCCUGCAUUUCCAACGGCUCUCAUUAGGCAGCGAGUAGGGAUGGAGUCGUGCAGGGCUGGCUCCCCAUUCUGCUCUAUCACAGCACUUGCUGAGGCUUCCCCUCUCUGAACCUUAGUGGCUUCAUGUGGAAAAUGGGGAUAAUACUAACUCACCAAGGCUGGCUGGAGAAUUGAAAAUAAUGUGCUUAUACUGUCUAGUACGUGCCAAGCACAUCGGUAACUGGUUGUUAUUAUGUAUCAGCCUUCCUGCUUUCUUUGAGAGACUGAAAGUGUGCGUUAACGUUUGGUGACGCUCCAUGGGGAGGGGCUCCCCAUUUAUUUGUUAGCCCGGAUCAACAUCAUGACAGGUAUCAGCCAGGCUACCGGGAAUGCGCCACGCACAUUGGGGCGACCGGAAGCGCUUCUGCCCCGAGAUCCCCCGGUGAAUGGAGGCUCCCGUGAACCGCAGUGCACCUGGCCGGAAGGGUGAAGAUCGCAGCACUAAGUGGGGUGGGGGCAGCGAUAGGGAGGUGGCGAAGUCUGGGGAGACACCGAAAGGCACCAGGGGAGCCGGCGGUCUCGACCGUCCGUGGUUGAACAGGGACUCCCUUGCUGCGUCUCCCCCUCCUCGGCUAAUGGUCUCGCCCGAUCCCCGUUCCCGUGGGCCACCCCGGGACAUACCAAGUUUCCAGCACAGGGGUGGGAGGAGUGGGCCUGGGU
This is a messenger RNA of Mirounga angustirostris (Northern elephant seal), 5302 nucleotides long. It is a transcript of the gene ZSWIM9, whose product is annotated as zinc finger SWIM-type containing 9. The transcript is spliced from 4 exons. The coding region runs from base 271 to 3027 and encodes 918 amino acids. NCBI's taxonomy places the organism in Eukaryota, Metazoa, Chordata, Mammalia, Carnivora, Phocidae. Gene Ontology annotation, molecular function: zinc ion binding. The record is from RefSeq and is a predicted model, not a curated record.